GUUCAAUUAACGCUCUCAUUCUGUCGUUUGAUACCUUGUCGCGAAAAGCACGCUCCGUUCUCAACUCCUCAAAAAGGAACCGUUUAUUCUUUUUUCGCAGCCAUUUUCAUUUCUUACUUUUGUUUUUGCGAUUUUUGCCAACGAACGUCAUCGUUUUAAUUUUUAAACGUGUCGCUUGUCGAGUAAUUGAACAAUUUACCGCUAACACAAAGACAGUUUAGUUUCAAUUCGUUGGUUUUUUUUUUAAUCUGCUAUAUAUUUCACGUUUUUGUCACAACUUAUUCUCCACAACACAUAAUUAAUAUUUUUCGGCCAUCGCCCGUUGCCGUCAGUAGAUUAUUGAAACACCCUGUCAUCGUCUCGGCACGCCCUGCCCGUAACUCGUUUUACUGUACUUAAUAAUUUGACAAUAUGGCUGGUAAGAAGAAACAAGUAACUAAAGUAGUAAAGACAGUUAAAAACAUAAAUGAGAAAGAGAAGCCAGACAUACUUGAUAAGUCACCAGAAAUAGACGAGGCUCAAGUAAAUGGAUGUACAGAUUAUGACAAAAAAGAAAAUAAUAUUGGUGAUAAACCUAAAGAACAAGAAUCGAAAAGCAAAUUGCAACCUACCACUUCAACUAAAUCUGGGCCCAAAAGAAAAGCAUCUAUUGAACAGGUUAUAGUACCUAAAAAAAAGAAAACUGAAAAAGCAUCAGGAAUAAUUGCUAUCGACAACAGAACUGAAACACCUGGUGUUGUUAUGACUAAAGGCCGAGACAUAGUUAUAGGUGGAAUAUUUGGCUUAGGCCCAGAUCGCGAGCAGCUUACAAAUCUUACUGAAUUAAAGAAUUUAAAAUUUAAACUUAUAUCAGCAGGAAGCAUGCACGUGUUAGGUGUUACGGAUGAUGGAAAACUCAUGACAUGGGGAUGCAAUGAUGAAGGAGCAUUAGGUCGAGAUACUUCCGUUGAAGACAGUGAAACAAGACCUGGUAUUGUGCAAAUACCCGAAGAAGAUUCAGAAAUUUAUUCUAUAUCAGCCGGAGGUUCCCAUUCUGCUAUACUAUUUAGUAAUGGAAAUGUUUACGCAUGGGGUACAUUUAGAGAUAAAAAUGGUGAUAUGGGAUUCCACCCAAAUGGACAACGCCAAUUGACACCAAUAAUGAUUAUGAGGAAUGUAAAGAAAAUCGCCUCUGGCAUUAAUCAUUUAGUUAUGUUAUCCAAAAAUAAGGUUUACACUAUGGGUUGUGGAGACGAAGGACAACUUGGUAGAAUAUGUCAGCGACAUUCUAACAGAGAGUCUAGAGUUGGAAAACAGUUACUAUUAAUACCUCAACUACUAAGUCUACGUAAAAAAGUUGAGGACAUUUGGGCCAACUACGAUACAACAUUUUUGCGUUUGUCAGAUUCUACUGUUUACUCUUUUGGGCUCAAUGCUUAUGGUCAGCUUGGCAUUGAAAAUGAAGAUAGAUGUGUAUAUUUCCCAAAAUUAUCACAGUCAUUAAGUAACCUGAAAAUUAAGUCUAUAUCAGCUGGAACACAACAUGUUACUUUAUUAGAUGAGCAAGGAGCUGUUUACGUACUGGGCGAUUAUACAUAUGGUCGCUUAGGAAUGGAUAUCGCUGAAAACCAAAGAGUACCAAAAGUAUUGCCAUCAUUGCCACAAGUAAAACUUGCUACAUGUGGCUCAGACAAUAGCUUUGUUAUCACAGAAAAUAAUAAAUUAAUGGCAUGGGGUAUUGGUUUUGAAGAAAAAGAUGAUUCAGAUGUUAUUUACUAUUCACCAACUGACAUUGAUACUGCUAAUAAGUUGGACAAGAAGACUGUUGUUCAAGCAACUUCGUCAGAUACUGCUGUAUUUCUUUUACUACAAGAUUAAAAUUUGUUAGAAGACAUAAUUUUUGGACAAUCAUCGCUUUCUUGAUAACUAAUUUAUUUCGGCGAUCAUGUAUUUUUUUUUUCUUAAUUACCCAUUUUUUCUUAAAACCAGUUUUUAUAUAUUUUGUACACGUUUUGAAAAGAUAACUUGAACAAAAUAUUAUUUGUUCCAUUGUAAUAAGUUUUUUUUUUUGACAGCAAAAACAUUUAUUUUUUAUUUUACGCUACCUUUUUUUUUAUUAUAAAACUCAAACAUAUGUAUUAUAUACAUGGAUAAUAUUACAUUAAUUUAUCGUAAAUUAAAUUUGUAGUUGUACAUUUCAACACUUUAAGUGGUUUAAUUAUUAAUUCAUUAA
Molecule: messenger RNA, 2212 nt
Organism: Adelges cooleyi (spruce gall adelgid)
Lineage: Eukaryota; Metazoa; Arthropoda; Insecta; Hemiptera; Adelgidae
Product: regulator of chromosome condensation-like
Exons: 10
Coding region: 412-1857 (481 amino acids)
Cellular component (GO): cytoplasm
Molecular function (GO): guanyl-nucleotide exchange factor activity
Source: RefSeq, a predicted model, not a curated record